Messenger RNA from Magallana angulata, 1575 nucleotides. RefSeq lists its product as uncharacterized. The transcript has 3 exons. NCBI's taxonomy places the organism in Eukaryota, Metazoa, Mollusca, Bivalvia, Ostreida, Ostreidae. The record is from RefSeq and is a predicted model, not a curated record. Bases 52 to 870 code for a protein of 272 amino acids.
UUCUAGAAAAGAGUUAUAUACGUAAAAAUCUUAUUUUGCUUUCACCUUAACAUGAAAAUACGAGUCCUUUUACCGUAUACGACUUUUUGGACUGUUAUUGUUCUGACAACUGAUAUUUGGAAUUACAUAGACGGUUCUUGUAAUGCAAGCGUACGUUUUGAGAGAGAUGUAGCCUUCGACGGAGUCGUUCCGAUGCCUGCAUGGUAUUAUAUAAACUCUUUCCCUAAUCUAAGCUUUGCUUCGUGUACACUGGCGUGUUUUCAAAGCGUUUCUGUAUGUUCUGGAUAUCUGUUUAGCUCUCAGCAAUUAUCUUGUAAGUUAUUGAGAACUUUUUUGACACAUAUUGAUAGAAAUGGAAGUUAUAUUGGAGGCGAUUGGGAAUAUCGUAGCAGAGCAGCAGAAAUCCUGUCUUUGAAUAAGCCCGUCACUGCCAGUUCAAAUUAUAAAGAUUACGAGACAUAUGCCAGCCACAAGCUCAUUUACCUUGUAGAUGGGAUAACAAAUGCACCUGGAAAAUUUCACACGUAUUUUGAACCGUAUCCCUGGGUGACGAUCGACCUUGAAAAAAUCAGUAUCAUUAGGGAUGUGGUUAUGUUUAACCGCGCCGAUGACUAUGGUCGGUGGCUUCACAGUGUGGAGAUAAGGGUGGGAAACUCUUCUGUCUGGUCAGAGAUGGCUACUUGUGGCACUUACCCAGGGCCCAGUGAGACGGGGGAUAUAAUUACCGUUGAAUGCAGACCAUCACGUUAUGGAAGAUACGUCACUCUAAAGAUAGUUCAUCCUAACUAUAUCACAGAUGACCCGAAUGCUAUAAAUGGCAACAAUGCAAUAGUGCUUGAGGAAGUUGUUGUCAACGGACUUUAUUUGUGAAAAAAAGAAGAAAUAUUUCUUCAAUUAUUGAUAUUACAAGUUAGUUGAAUUUAGAAUAGGAUAAAAAUAAUUAACGGUUGGUAUAUAUUUUUUUCUUAAAUAAAAAAAUCAUUGCGAUUAAUGAUCAAGUCAAGAUAAUAUAGAACAAAGUUACGAAUGUAACAAAAACUAGAGACGAGCAAGCAACGAUUAGGUCUUUCGCUGUAGCUGCGUUAUACUUGUGACGUCAUACAAAAUCGAUACCUGACCAUGCUACAUUACUAGAUGUAUAAACACUAAGUAAAAGAGACAAACACUUUCGGUAUAAGUAAGAGUUUGUUUCAUGAUGAUUUCAUUGUGAAAUGCAAUUGCCUUCAAGCCAUACACAUGCAACUUUAUUGAUAUGCUAUCGAUAUGUUGUGUUAUUAUAGUCCUUAUAAUGCUUUAAGCCUUUUUUGGCUAACACAGUUUUGCAUUUUUAGUCUUAGAUUGGAUGAAAAUAUCUUGAUCAUAGUAUUUUUACUCUUACGGCUUAAUUAAUCAUUUUUUAUCAAUUGUUCAGGGUUUGUUUGGAACUUAUAUAAAAAUAUUGGUAUUGAUUGUUUUUUAUCGCACAACUUUAUUGUUAACUCUUUAACAACGGAUGCUCAGAAAUGUAAUUCAUCAUGUUUUUCUUAUUGAAUGUGUAAACAUAUCAAUACCAUUUCGAUUAUUUCUAAAGCAGCA